GUUGCCGCAGCGGCCAUGGGGGCCCUGACCAGCCGGCAGCACGCGGGCGUGGAGGAGGUGGACAUCCCUUCUAACUCUGUGUACCGCUACCCGCCCAAGUCCGGGAGCUACUUUGCCAGCCACUUCAUUAUGGGAGGAGAGAAGUUUGACUCAAGUCAUCCUGAAGGUUACCUGUUUGGAGAGAACAGUGACCUGAACUUCCUGGGAAACAGACCAGUAGCGUUUCCUUAUGCUGCCCCACCUCCCCAGGAGCCUGUGAAGACUCUGAGGAGCCUGAUCAACAUCCGCAAGGACACACUAAGACUAGUCAAAUGUGCGGAGGAGGUGAAGAGCUCUGGUGAAGAGGCCGGCAAAGCCAAAGUCCAUUACAGCGUGGAGUUCACCUUUGACACAGAUGCUCGCGUGGCCAUCACCGUCUACUACCAGGCCACCGAAGAGUUCCACAACGGCAUUGCCAGCUACAUCCCCAAAGACAAUAGCCUGCAGUCGGAGACCGUGCAUUACAAGCGAGGGGCGUGUCAGCAGUUCUGCCUGCCCUCCCACACCGUGGACCCCUCGGAAUGGGCAGAGGAGGAGCUGGGCUUCGACCUGGACCGGGAGGUCUACCCCUUGGUGGUGCAUGCUGUCGUAGACGAAGGUGACGAGUAUUUUGGCCACUGCCACGUCUUGCUUGGCACUUUCGAAAAGCACACGGACGGGACUUUCUGUGUCAAGCCCCUCAAACAGAAGCAAGUGGUGGAUGGGGUAAGCUACCUUCUCCAGGAGAUCUACGGAAUUGAAAACAAGUACAACACACAAGAUUCUAAGGUGGCUGAGGAUGAAGUGAGUGAUAACAGUGCUGAGUGUGUGGUGUGUCUCUCGGACGUCCGGGACACCUUGAUCCUGCCCUGCCGCCACCUCUGCCUCUGUAACACCUGUGCGGACACCCUGCGCUACCAAGCCAACAACUGCCCCAUCUGCCGACUCCCUUUCCGGGCACUGCUCCAGAUCCGAGCCAUGAGGAAAAAACUGGGCCCCUUGUCCCCAACCAGCUUUAACCCCAUCAUCUCGUCCCAGACAUCUGACUCCGAAGAACAUUCAUCCUCAGAGAAUGUUCCACCAGGUUACGAAGUGGUGUCUCUUCUGGAGGCCCUCAACGGGCCCCUCACCCCAUCCCCAGCGGUCCCUCCACUUCAUGUGCUUGGAGAUGGCCACCUCUCAGGAAUGCUGCCUUCGUACGGCAGCGAUGGCCACCUGCCCCCUGUGAGGACGCUGUCCCCCCUCGACCGCCUGUCAGACCGCAGCAGCCAAGGACUCAAGCUCAAGAGGAGUCUCUCCAAGUCCGUUUCCCAGAAUUCCUCAGUGUUGCACGAGGAGGAAGACGAGCGUUCCUGCAGCGAGUCUGAGACGGACCUCUCUCAGAGGCGGUCUGGGCAGCAUCUCGGAGAGGAGUGUGGUGCGACUCCAGAAAGUGAGAAUCUGACCCUGUCCUCAUCAGGAGCUGUCGACCAGUCGUCGUGCACAGGGACCCCUCUCUCCUCCACCAUUUCCUCCCCAGAAGACCCUGCCAGCAGCAGCCUGGCCCAGUCGGUCAUGUCCAUGGCGUCCUCCCAGAGCCAGCACUCCCAAAUCAGCACCGACACCGUCUCCUCCAUGUCCGGCUCCUACAUGGCCCCAAGCCCGGAAGAAGAGGGAGAGGCUCCCCCUUCCCCUCGGGCCGCCAGGAGGGCCCCCUCAGAGAACGGAGAGGCGAUGCCCCUGGAGUCUCCAGACGUCCACUUUGUUGGCCUCCCAGCUGAGGAGCAGGAUGCAGAGGGAAAUGACGUUCUAGACGAAGAGGAUAGGUCCCCGACGCAGGAAGACGGCCAGAGGACAAGCGCACUUCUAGGUAUGGAGUGUGACAAUAACAAUGACUUUGACAUCGCAAGCGUGAAAGCACUGGACAAUAAGCUGUGCUCUGAGGUCUGCUUACCCGGCACCUGGCAAGCAGAUGACAACACUGCUGGUUGGAGGAAGCCCCAGCGCCGGCGCUUAUCAUCCAGCAGCCAGGAGGACCCCGAGGACAGAGCCUGUGUGUGGGGUCCGUUAGCUGUCUGA
Orycteropus afer afer is the source of this 2076-nucleotide messenger RNA. RefSeq names its product ring finger protein 157 (gene RNF157). Gene Ontology annotation, biological process: protein ubiquitination. The record is from RefSeq and is a predicted model, not a curated record. NCBI's taxonomy places the organism in Eukaryota, Metazoa, Chordata, Mammalia, Tubulidentata, Orycteropodidae. Gene Ontology annotation, cellular component: cytoplasm. Gene Ontology annotation, molecular function: ubiquitin protein ligase activity.